This is a messenger RNA of Cladocopium goreaui, 609 nucleotides long. NCBI's taxonomy places the organism in Eukaryota, Dinophyceae, Suessiales, Symbiodiniaceae. The record is from the annotation of a GenBank genome assembly.
UGUGAACUGCUGCAGCUGACAUGCCUCAAAGCCUCUAAAAUCAGCUCCUAAUCAUGGCGUUGGCUGAGUGUAAAUCGCUCUCGGUCUAUGGAAAGAUUUCCUUCUCCAUUUACUACUUCAUCAUCAUUUUUGGCGGCAUGACCACCGUCUUCGGAAUGGUGGCCCCGCUUCAGUCCGCUGACUGCAUGGCGGCACCAUUUCUGGCCGACAAGGAUCAGAAUGAUCAGAUCGUUUGGUUCAAGGCGACAGGCCGGAUGUGUGGCGCAUUGGCCACCCUUUUUCUCAUCGCAGUUUACCUGCUGGGCCAUUCCAUGACAUCCUUGUUUCUCUUGUUUCUCUGGGGCCUUCUGAAUUUCCUCAACUUCGCCCUCAUGAUUCCAGCGGAUUUGAAAGAUGGGGGGUCUGAAGAAGCCCAAAGGUGCAAUAGUUACAUGAAGCAACAAGUGGGAGCCUUUGCACUUUUGGAGGCAAUUGCUGUUCUCUUAGCAUACUUGGAUCAUCGAUGCAAGUCCAAGCCCAACUCGCUAGAGGAACAUCUGAGUUCUUCAGAAUAAGUCGUUGACAAAAAGCGACAUCGUUACAGCCCGAGGUCCUGGCUUCAGCAAAAAA